AUGGGUAAGAGCGUCAAAGUCCAGAUUCAGGACUGGAUCGACGAGGUCCGCGACGAUAAGCUUGACGGCGCCUAUGUCGUGGGUCGGCCACUCUACACCGACCGAUACUGCCGUCUAGACGUCCAGGGUCUCACGAGCGAUGAGCCGCAGCAGUUCAACCUUCAAGUCCAAGUCAACAACGGUUGCCCCAAUACUACCAUGGCUAAGCUGAAACCAUGGACGGUGGCUUUCUGCCUCGCUCCCAUGGAUGAGCCCUGGACUCCUGCUCAGAUCAAGGAGGCUCUCAAAGCCACUGUCACUGGCUACAAGGUCACGCCUCCCAAGGUCUCCAACAAGGUCGACCCUGAGGAUACCAAGGAUUCCAUGAAGAAGGGUAAGGGUAAGAAGAAGUAG
Messenger RNA from Cucurbitaria berberidis CBS 394.84, 393 nucleotides. RefSeq lists its product as uncharacterized. The record is from RefSeq and is a predicted model, not a curated record. The coding region runs from base 1 to 393 and encodes 130 amino acids. The transcript has a single exon. Lineage: Eukaryota; Fungi; Ascomycota; Dothideomycetes; Pleosporales; Cucurbitariaceae.